AUGUCGAUUACGCUGGAAACGGACCCCAGGAUCCCUUUGCCGACUGCUGAGAUGAGGAAGAUCUACGAGCUCAAGGGCGAGAUGUUUGCCGAGAAGAUAGGGAUGCAGGAUAACCGUAUGCACAUUGGGAUACGCCGGCUCCUUGACGCUUCGAGGCACUGGGAAGAACCAGAAUGUUUCUCGUUGGACAAGGUUUGUAACGAGCUGGGCAUCGGCGGCGCUGCUCGAAGAGAGAUGUGCGAUAGAUUCAAGAUCCAGAACCGGGCCUUAGUGGAUGUCAAGACUGUGCUCAUGCUGAUUGUUGCUUCUCCAAACGAGGGCGAAGCAAGUGUCAAGUACACAAACUCAGGAGUGAGAAAGCAUCCUCUCAAGGAUUAUCGGACCAGCAUCAUCAACGUUGCGACAGGAGGACUUCUUCCCCUCCCCAUCCUCAAGCGAAUCGCCAUGUUUCCAGAGGAUCUCUGCACAUGGAAGAGGGAAGGUGCCGUGAAACCCUCGAUUGAGGUGCUCGCGGAGAUCUACCUUCACUACUGCAACGGAGACAUUGAAAGUUUCACUUCAAACGCUUUCAAAUUGCAUCACUACCUCAUGCACACAAAUGUGUAG
This is a messenger RNA of Guillardia theta CCMP2712, 606 nucleotides long. RefSeq lists its product as hypothetical. The transcript has a single exon. Bases 1 to 606 code for a protein of 201 amino acids. The record is from RefSeq and is a predicted model, not a curated record. Lineage: Eukaryota; Cryptophyceae; Pyrenomonadales; Geminigeraceae.